AUGCCACCACGUCGCGUUGAAGAAACUUCCCGGAGUAUGAUCGUGGCUGUGAAGGCAGAGAAGGUGAUAUCUAAAACUGCGUUGUCUUGGGCCAUCACACACGUGGCGAGGCCCGGCGACUGCAUUCUUCUCCUCGCCGUCUUCUACGAGAAGAUGACUGGCGGGAGAAGAUUUUGGGGAUUUCCGAGAUUGAAAGGCGACCGUCGGGGUAGUGACCGGAAUAAGUUACCGGAUAGGAUCGGACAGAUCUCGGAGUCUUGUUCUCAGAUGGUUCUCCAAUUGCACGGUCAAAUUCAGGUUGGAGUGCAAAUCAAGGUUGUCUCAGCUCUAUCUGCAGGUUCUGUGGCAGCUGAAGCAAAGAGGAAUACAGCUAACUGGGUCAUAUUGGACAAGAAAUUGAAGCGAGAACUCAAGAAUUGCAUGGAUGAGCUGCAGUGCAACACUGUAAUCAUGAAGGGUGGGUUUGGUGUGGUUCACAGAGGGGUUUUAAGGAAUGGGUUGAUCAUUGCAGUGAAGCGAUUAAAGUUAGCUGGGGCUCAAAGAGAAGAUGAUUUCUGCACACAAGUGCGAGUAUUGAGCUGUGCCCAGCACAGAAAUGUUGUGUUGCUUAUUGGUUUUUGCAUUGAACGGAAGAAGAGAUUACUGGUUUAUGAGUACAUAUGCAAUGGCUCCUUGGACUUUCAUUUACACGGAGAGAAAAGACUGACGCUGGAUUGGCAUUCGCGUUUAAAGAUAGCUAUUGGGACUGCAAGAGGCUUGCGAUACCUUCAUGAAGAUUGCAGAGUGGGAUGUAUAAUUCACCGAGAUAUGCGUCCGAACAACAUCCUCUUAACACAUGAUUUCGAACCUCUGGUUGCUGAUUUUGGACUUGCAACGCUGCACUGUGAGUGGGACUCUAGCGAUGGUGACCAAAUAGUUAAAACUUCAGGGUAUCUUGCACCAGAAUACUUCAAUGGUGGAAAUAUGACAGAGAAAGUUGAUGUAUAUGCUUUUGGUGUGGUAUUAUUAGAACUAAUCACUGGUGAAAGAGCUGGUGACUUGCUAUAUUGCAUCGACCGUCAACUAUUCCUCGAUAAUUUCCAUCCUUCAUCUGCCAUUGAACCAAUUCAACGUAUGCAUAUGUUGAGUUACAAGCACCAAUUGCUGGACUCCUGUUUGGCCUCUUACCAAAUACAAAGCUUGCCCUAUGAGAUUCAGGCAAUGGGUUAUGCUGCCUCGUUGUGUCUACAGCAGAAUCCUGAGUUGAGACCGCCUAUGUCAAAGGUACUGAGAAUACUAGAAGGAGGAAGUGCUGUUACUCCUCAGUCUUUGGACUUGAAUUCAGUUGGUAGUAGAAGUGGUCACAUGGAAGGAAUGAAUUCAAAAAAACAACUUGAAUCCAAGAUGAGGCACUCCCGCAGGUUGUCUUAUUGA
Molecule: messenger RNA, 1413 nt
Organism: Fraxinus pennsylvanica
Lineage: Eukaryota; Viridiplantae; Streptophyta; Magnoliopsida; Lamiales; Oleaceae
Source: the annotation of a GenBank genome assembly